Molecule: messenger RNA, 5330 nt
Organism: Vitis vinifera (wine grape)
Lineage: Eukaryota; Viridiplantae; Streptophyta; Magnoliopsida; Vitales; Vitaceae
Exons: 14
Coding region: 70-5163 (1697 amino acids)
Biological process (GO): recognition of pollen; protein phosphorylation
Molecular function (GO): ATP binding; protein serine/threonine kinase activity
Source: RefSeq, a predicted model, not a curated record
AUUGUAUGGUAUAAUGCAUCGAAAAUAUACAUCUCCAUAUUCACAACAGCAACCAUCAUUCAUGAGGUUAUGGAAAUCAUCAUCCUCAAAAGCGUAAUAGCUCUACUUCUCUUGCUUUCUGUAGUUUGUUUUGGGUUUUGCACUGCCAUCGACACCAUGACCUCCACUCGAUUCAUCGAAGACCCUGAAACUCUAGUCUCUAAUGGAAGUGCCUUCAAACUGGGUUUCUUUAGCCUUGCCGAUUCAACCAACCGCUACGUUGGUAUCUGGUACAGCACCCCUUCUUUAUCAACUGUCAUAUGGGUGGCUAACAGGGACAAACCCCUCAAUGAUUCCUCUGGGAUUGUGACCAUAUCCGAAGAUGGUAAUCUUCAGGUUAUGAAUGGCCAGAAAGAGAUUGUCUGGUCCUCAUAUGUUUCAAAUGCAUCAGCAAACUCAAGUGCUCAGCUUUUGGAUUCUGGAAACCUUGUUCUGCAAGAUAACAGCGGAAGGAUCACAUGGGAGAGCAUCCAACAUCCUUCUCAUUCACUUUUGCCAAAGAUGAAAAUCAGCACUAAUACAAAUACUGGUGAGAAGGUAGUACUAACAUCAUGGAAAUCUCCCUCUGAUCCAUCUAUUGGAAGCUUCUCUUUAGGAAUGAAUCCUCUAAACAUUCCCCAAGUAUUCAUCUGGAAUGGCAGUCAUCCAUAUUGGAGAAGUGGUCCAUGGAGCAGUCAGAUAUUUAUUGGAAUACCCGACAUGGAUUCAGUUUUCCGCAGUGGAUUUCAGGUAGUUGAUGAUAAAGAAGGUACUGUUUAUGGAACUUUUACUCAGGCAAAUUCCUCCAUCUUUUUAUGCUUUGUCUUGACUUCCCAAGGAUCACUAGUGCAAACAGAUAGGGAGUACGGGAAGGAGGAGUGGGGGGUUACUUGGAGGAGCAAUAAUAGUGAGUGUGAUGUUUAUGGUACAUGUGGGGCAUUUGGAAUCUGUAAUUCAGGGAAUUCACCAAUUUGCAGCUGUUUGAGAGGGUACAAGCCAAAGUAUACAGAGGAAUGGAGUAGAGGAAAUUGGACUAGUGGGUGUGUGAGGAAGACACCAUUACAAUGUGAAAGAACAAACAGCAGCGGUCAACAGGGCAAGAUAGAUGGAUUUUUUAGGCUAACAACAGUGAAAGUUCCAGACUAUGCAGAUUGGUCUCUUGCAGACGAAGAUGAAUGCAGAGAGGAGUGUUUGAAGAAUUGUUCUUGUAUUGCUUAUUCAUAUUAUAGUGGCAUCGGUUGUAUGACAUGGAGCGGAAGUUUGAUUGAUUUGCAACAAUUCACUAAAGGCAGGGCAGAUCUUUACAUUCGCCUUGCACAUUCAGAACUAGAUAAGAAGAGAGAUAUGAAAGCAAUUAUUUCUGUUACAAUUGUAGUAGGAACAAUUGCCAUUACCAUCUGUACAUAUUUCUUAUGGAGGUGGAUAGGCAGACAAGCAGUGAAGGAGAAAAGCAAGGAGAUUUUACCAUCUGACAGGGGGGAUGCAUAUCAAAAUUAUGAUAUGAAUAUGCUUGGAGAUAACGUGAACCGAGUUAAACUUGAGGAGUUACCCCUUCUGGACUUUGAGAAGCUGGCAGCUGCAACAAACAACUUUCAUGAGGCCAAUAAGCUCGGGCAGGGUGGUUUUGGUCCAGUAUACAGGGGUAACUUGCCAGGAGGACAAGAAAUAGCAGUGAAAAGACUUUCAAGAGCAUCUGCACAGGGUCAAGAAGAAUUCAUGAAUGAGAUGAUACUGAUUUCUAAAAUCCAACACCGGAAUCUUGUUAGACUUCUUGGCUUCUGCAUUGAAGGGGACGAAAAGUUGUUGAUCUACGAGUACAUGCCAAACAAAAGCUUGGAUGCCUUUCUCUUUGAUCCUCUCAAGAGAGAGUCUCUGGAUUGGAGAAGACGCUUUAGCAUUAUUGAAGGGAUUGGAAGGGGCCUCCUUUACCUUCACAGGGAUUCUAGAUUAAAAAUCAUUCAUCGAGACCUAAAGGCAAGUAACAUUUUGUUGGAUGAAGACCUGAAUGCUAAGAUUUCAGACUUUGGUAUGGCAAGGAUAUUUGGAAGCAAUCAGGAUCAAGCCAAUACAAUGAGGGUCGUGGGAACGUAUGGUUAUAUGUCCCCUGAGUAUGCAAUGGGAGGACAAUUUUCAGAAAAAUCUGAUGUAUUCAGCUUUGGGGUGUUGUUAUUAGAGACCGUAAGUGGGAGAAGGAACACUAGCUUUCAAUAUGAUGACCAGUACAUGAGCCUUUUGGGAUAUGCAUGGACACUAUGGUGCGAACACAACAUCCAAGAACUAAUAGUUGGAGCUAUAGCAGAUGCAUGCUUCCAAGAGGAGAUAUCAAGAUGCAUACAUGUGGGACUGUUAUGUGUGCAAGAAUCAGCUAAAGAUAGGCCAUCCAUGUCAACUGUUCUGUCUAUGCUCUCUAAUGAAAUUGCACAUCUCCCUCCCCCAAAGCAACCUCCAUUCUUAGAGAAGCAGAUUGCGAUAGAUACCGAGUCUUCUCAACCGAGACAAAAUGAAUCUUCUUCCAAUCAAGUCACUGUUACAAUCAUUCAGGGCCGAAGAUGGAAAAUGUCAAAACAUCAUUGUAUGGCAUAUGCAUCGAAAAUAUACAUCUCCAUAUUCACAACAGCAACCAUCAUUCAAGAGGUUAUGGAAAUCAUCAGCCCCAAAAGCGUAAUAGCUCUACUUCUCUUGCUUUCUGUAAUUUGUUUUGGGUUUGGCACUGCCAUCGACACCAUGACCUCCACUCGCUUCAUCGAAGACCCUGAAACUCUAGUCUCUGAUGGAAGUGCCUUCAAACUGGGUUUCUUUAGCCUUGCCGAUUCAACCAACCGCUACGUUGGUAUCUGGUACAGUACCCCUUCUUUAUCUACUAUCAUAUGGGUGGCUAACAGGGACAAACCCCUCAAUGAUUCCUCUGGACUUGUGACCAUAUCUGAAGAUGGUAAUCUUCUGGUUAUGAACGGCCAGAAAGAGAUUGUCUGGUCCUCAAAUGUUUCAAAUGCAGCAGCAAAUUCAAGUGCUCAGCUUUUAGAUUCUGGAAACCUUGUUCUGCGAGAUAACAGCGGAAGGAUCACAUGGGAGAGCAUCCAACAUCCUUCUCAUUCAUUUUUGCCAAAGAUGAAAAUCAGCGCUGAUACAGACAGUGGUGAGAAGGUAGUACUAACAUCAUGGAAAUCUCCCUCUGAUCCGUCUAUUGGAAGCUUCUCUUUAGGAAUGAAUCCUCUAAACAUUCCUCAAGCAUUCGUCUGGAAUGGCAGUCAUCCAUAUUGGCGAAGUGGUCCAUGGAACGGUCAGAUCUUUAUUGGUCAGAUCUAUAUUGGAGUACCCAAAAUGAAUUCAGUUUUCCUCAAUGGAUUUGGAUUUCAGGUGGUUGAUGAUAAGGCAGGUACUGUUUAUGAAACUUUUACUCUGGCAAAUUCGUCUAUCUUUUUAUAUUAUGUCUUGACUCCCCAAGGAACAGUAGUGGAAACAUAUAGGGAGGACGGGAAGGAGGAGUGGGAGGUUACUUGGAGGAGCAAUAAUAGUGAGUGUGAUGUUUAUGGUACAUGUGGGGCAUUUGGAAUCUGUAAUUCAGGGAAUUCACCAAUUUGCAGCUGUUUGAGAGGGUACGAGCCAAAGUAUAUAGAGGAAUGGAGUAGAGGAAAUUGGACUAGUGGAUGUGUGAGGAAGAUGCCAUUACAAUGUGAAAGAACAAACAGCAGCGGUCAACAGGGCAAACUAGACGGAUUUUUUAGGCUAACAACAGUGAAAGUUCCAGACUUUGCGGAUUGGUCUCUUGCUCUCGAAGAUGAAUGCAGAGAGCAGUGCUUGAAGAAUUGUUCUUGCAUGGCUUAUUCAUAUUAUAGUGGCAUCGGUUGUAUGUCAUGGAGUGGAAACUUGAUUGAUUUGGGAAAAUUCACUCAAGGUGGGGCGGAUCUUUACAUUCGCCUUGCCAAUUCAGAACUAGAUAAGAAGAGAGAUAUGAAAGCAAUUAUUUCUGUUACAAUUGUAAUAGGAACAAUUGCCAUUGGCAUCUAUACAUAUUUCUCAUGGAGGUGGAGACGCAAACAAACAGUGAAAGAUAAAAGCAAGGAGAUAUUACUAUCUGACCGAGGGGAUGCAUAUCAAAUUUAUGAUAUGAAUAGGCUUGGAGACAAUGCAAACCAGUUUAAACUUGAAGAGUUACCACUUCUCGCCCUUGAGAAGCUGGAAACUGCAACAAACAACUUUCAUGAGGCCAAUAAGCUUGGGCAGGGAGGUUUCGGUCCAGUAUACAGGGGAAAAUUACCAGGAGGACAAGAAAUAGCAGUGAAAAGACUUUCAAGAGCAUCUGCACAGGGUCUAGAAGAAUUCGGGAAUGAGGUGGUUGUGAUUUCUAAAAUCCAACACCGGAAUCUUGUUAGACUUCUUGGCUACUGCAUUGAAGGAGAUGAAAAGUUGUUGAUCUAUGAGUACAUGCCAAACAAAAGCUUGGAUUCCUUUCUCUUUGAUCCUCUCAAGCGAGACUUUUUGGAUUGGAGAAGACGCUUCAACAUUAUCGAAGGGAUUGGAAGAGGCCUUCUUUACCUACACAGGGAUUCUAGAUUCAGAAUCAUUCAUCGAGACCUCAAGGCAAGUAACAUUUUGUUGGAUGAAGACCUGACCGCUAAGAUUUCAGACUUUGGUAUAGCAAGGAUAGUUGGAGGUAAUCAGGUUCAAGCCAAUACAAUGAGGGUGGUGGGAACCUAUGGCUAUAUGUCCCCUGAAUAUGCAAUGGAAGGACGAUUUUCAGAAAAAUCUGAUGUAUUCAGCUUUGGGGUGUUGUUAUUAGAGAUUGUAAGUGGGAGAAGGAACACUAGUUUUCAAUAUGAUGACCAGUACAUGAGCCUUUUGGGAUAUGCAUGGACACUAUGGUGCGAACACAAUAUCGAAGAACUAAUUGAUGAAAUAAUAGCAGAAGAAGGCUUUCAAGAGGAGAUAUCAAGAUGCAUACAUGUGGGACUGUUAGCUGUGCAAGAAUUGGCAAAAGACAGGCCAUCCAUUUCAACUGUUGUUUCUAUGCUCUCUAGUGAAAUUGCACAUCUUCCUCCCCCAAAGCAACCUCCAUUCUUGGAGAAGCAGAUUGAAUCUUCUCAACCGAGACAAAACAAAUAUUCUUCAAACCAAGUAACAGUUACAGUCAUUCAGGGCCGAUAGAAUAUGAUUAGGUGACAAUUAGUUUGAUUAUUUAUUUUUUAUGUGGGUACGUAUUCAAUUUGGUGACUUCAGUCUGAAGAACCCGAUCAUGUACUGCUAUCUAAUUUCUUGAUUUGGAUCCUUUAUUCUUUAGCAAAAUGUAUAUAGAUCUUCUACAAUGAGCUCAA